GGCCCUGCUAACUGGGCUGGUAUAUGCAGUACAGGCAAGAAACAAUCACCAAUUGAUAUUAAAAGCACCGAGAUAACUCAUGACAAAGGUUUGGGUGCGUUCACACUGGAAAACUACGACAGGAAGCUCAACAAAACCUUCACUGGAUCAAACACAGGUUACGCCUUUGGAAUGGCAUUCCCUGAGAGAGUGUAUAAUGUCAGCGGAGGAGGUCUGAACGGUGUUUACACCACUGUUCAGUUUCACUUUCAUUAUGGACCAAACGACACUGUGGGAUCGGAACACAUUGUGGACGGAGAACAUUAUGCAGCUGAGGUGAGUGAAUGAGUGAAUGACUGGGUGGAUGGAUGAGUGAAUGAGUGAGUGGUGGGUUGGUGGGUGAGUGGUUUGUGAGUGAGUGAGUGGGUGGGUGGGUGGAUGAGUGAAUAAGUGGGUGGGUAGUGAGUCAGUGGGUGGGUGGGUGUGUUUGUUUGUGUAGACUUGUGUGUGAGUGAGUGAGCAAACUGAAACUGAAUGUUACAAAGACAAUUCUUGCAUCAAAGUACAACGAGGUGUUUCUUUAAAUGUAUCAGAGAAAUCCAUUGGUUUUUCUAAGAAUUAUAUCAUAAAGUGCUACAUAAAAACAUUCCAGAGUUAUAAUCCCUAAAUAGAGAAAAGGACGGUCCCAAGGUCAGUUCAAGGUUAUACAUUUAUUGUUAAAGGAAAUUCGUUGCUCAAAAGCCAGUGAUAACGGUCAGCUCAAACCUACUACAGUGAAUAUGUUUUUCUUUUGUUGCACAAAGUCUAUGAUUCUUGAGCCUAUCAGCUCUAUAACUGGCUUCGCGUUUUAUUUGCGCCUUCUCAAGAGAUCUUCAUUUGCUACUAACCUGGAAAUUGUUAAAUUGUUAAACUGUUUUCAACAUUAAACAGCUUUGGUUUCUGCACACGAAUGAGACUACGGAAAAGUAGUUUUUAAAAUUCCUUCUAAGGAACUUCAAAUAUUUGCAUCAAAUGUUUAACUUUCCCUUCUUGUUUUACAGUUGCACUUUGUAAGUUAUAACACCAAAUAUGACAACCUUGUGCAAGCAAUCGAACAUGAAGAUGGUCUUGCUGUUCUCGGUCUCUUCAUACAGGUAAUUGGGUAGAAAAGAAGUUGAAUGAAUAGAGAAUAUCUCGAGAUCUCGAGACAUAAAUUUAGAUCAAUUGUUUUGAAAUGUGAAUAGAUAUAACGACACGUGUUUUGAUACGAUAUCAGAACACAUGUGUUUUGGUACGACAUUUCUCAGUGGCCAAAAUCCCUAUAACACACUGUAGUUUAUAUAAUAAAUAUAUUAAGUAAACCCAAACGUUCCUGUGAACCUUUCGGUCUCGUGGUUCAAUACAAUCUGUAAUCAUUCUUGAGCCGAAAGUUUGACCAACGUGAAUUGCUUUUUACUCUGAUUUUUCAGGUUGGAGGCAUUAAUAACACAGCAUUUUCGUUUCUGGAAAAUGCCCGAAACCUUUCUGAGAGUUGUAAGUGAUGUUUUUUCCGCAUAUUCGCAGUUUUCAUGGCGCAAUUGCAUGAAACCGUACUCGUUUCUCCAUAUUGUGACUAACGACAUCUUUGGUACGUUUUUAUCUCUUUCUGUAUCUGUAGACUCAUCCAUGGGCGGCAUUCCAGCUUUCAGAUUUGACAGCCUGUUACCUGCCAACAAGACCAAGUACUUCCGGUACAGCGGUUCUCUAACCACUCCUUCUUGCAAAGAGAGUGUCACGUGGACUGUUUUUAGGGACGCUGUCAACAUAUCGCAGUAUCAGGUACAGUAUUUGACUGAAAAAAAAACAUGUGUUUAAACUACUUGACAGCAGCGUUUUAAAUUUUUUUGCCGCAAACCCGCCGUCUAUUGGAUCAAUAUGUCAUUUAGUGUAAAAAUAGUCCGAAUACCUCCUAAUUUGUUUGUUUUUUUGUUUUUUAGAUGAACCUUCUGCGUCAACUCCAGAAGACUUACACCACAUUAAGUGUUGGAAAUUACCGUCCCGUUCAGCCACUCUACAACCGAAUCGUCAGGGCUAGCUUCCAGGCCUCCGCUGAUACUAAUAGUGCAACUUCAGCCCCGAGAUAGUCAUGACUAUCAUAACGAUGUUCACGCUGUCUUGUCCGGAGCGGUCGACGCUGGCAACCCACACCGGACCCUAGCAGACGUCAAGCUUACAGACGACCGGACAUAAACAACUACAACAAACGACGGAGUUCAGCUAUUUUUAUACAUGAGUUUUGAGUUACAAGGUAUCGACCCAUGUAAUGGAAUCCAAGACAGUCUUGGAUUCUGGAUUCUACGCCGUGGAUUCCGGAUUUUAGGUAAUGGAUUCCGCACUUUAUCAGUGGAACUUGGAUAACAAAUUCCAAUCCUCAGUGGGAUUCCGGAUUCCUUGACCUGUAUUCAAGAUUCCACAAGCAAAAAUUUCCCGAUUCCCGAUUCCACGAGCAAAAUUUUUCUCUGAUUCCGGAAACCGGAUUCUCUUACAUGGGUCGACAAGGUAGUUGAUAUAGUUUACCACCUCCUCAAUCUUAUUUUCUUGAGCUGCAGAGCAGUUCAACUAAACAACCGAGAGAAGGAGUGAAAGUAAGGCCCCUACUAUAGAGAGAUUUAGAUUUUCGUUUACCGCAGCAAACGGCAAACGCGAGAUUAGAGUUGACUAUUUCUUAAAUUAGGAAAUAAACAGUUUCCAUGAAACUCCUCAUUACUGUGUAGAUAUAAAGCACAGUAAACAACAGUCAAAAUGAAAACUUGGUCACGUGGUACAAAUGGAUUAUGAAGUCAGUCCUAACUUACCAACUAUUCACAUAUAAUGUAAACAGGACACGCUCCGUAUUCCUCUCAUACUGGGCAUUACUUUGUAUAACACACUGACUUUUUCCGUUUGCUGCUUGCCGCUAACGUGAUUCUAAAUCUCCCUAAUAACGAACGUGGAUCACUGGGAAUUCAAAUAAUUUGUUUACCGAUCUUCGGUUUCUUUCGGUCUCCUCUCAAUUUUCAUUUAUUUAUUUAUGUAUUUGUAUAUUUAUUUUGUUCAUUUCAUACUAUUAUGUUUCCAUAUUUUUUGUAAUUGUGUUGCAAUGGGAUAAUAGAAUACAAACGUUUGAAAAAAGCGGAAUUUUACAUUCGGUCACUUUAGCCACUGAGUGGUGCCUAUCCUGCCGGAUUGCUUACAUAAGUACUAGUGCCAGGUAAUUAUUAGAACUGUUGUUAAGUUGAAGUGCAAAGUAAGGUGUGUAACUGAAACAUCAGCCAACCGCUGUAAUUUACUAUCUACGUGAUGAACAAUAAUUUAUUGUUCUCUUCCUCCUUUCUUUGGAGGAAGGAACAUUUUGUUUGGUUUCUGUUUCAUUGCAGAGAGUGUACAAAAGUUUCAGAAUGUACAGAUGUACAAAAUAACUAUUGAUCCACAGAUGUUGAAAAUCUAAUUGGAAGCUUUGAUCUUGUUCGAGUAAAAUGUCAUAUACUGCUUUUAAAUCGCAAUUCUGGGCGUGUUCAAUCAGCUCAGUUUUCUCUAUCUGUCCAUCCUGGGAUAUUAACUGCAAACGGAGCAUAUGAGUUGUCAUAGUAACUAGCCCUGGAAUUGCACUAGUUGAUCGCCAUUAAACUUGUUUUCAGAUUACAGUUCUUGGGUUUGAUUUUGGAAAAGUGGAGUGUGAUUAUGUAAAACGUCCUUAUUUCAUGUGUUGUUUUGUUAGUAAUAAAUUUUCAUCUGGAUUUGUAGAGUAGGAAUUGGUGUGAAAAAUUCACAAUAAAGUGGUUUAGUUAUCAUUUGGCAAUGUCCAAAUCAUGUUUUGUGUUACAUCUAAAUUAGAACAUUUUUCUGCCGGCGGCAAAUAAUCAUCGCGUUAAAUAUUGGAUUAGGAGCCUUGUCCUUGUCAGAAAGUCAAACGUCUUUCCGCACCAAUCCCUGAUCGCGAGUGAAAAAAGCUGUCUUUUUAUAUCCCCGCAUGCAGUCUCAAGAGAUUAUCAUUCAUCUUCGUAUUCAAUCUAAGAUUUUUCUCUAGGUCACCUUUUUUAUUCUUCGUUGGCAAAAAGUCGCACUUUGUACGCUGCAAAUGGCGAACUGUGAGGAAAGCAAACUGGAGCGCAUGGGCAGUUAUGGAUGAGGACUUUAGCAAAUGACGCAAUGCAGCCUGUUAGAGCUAGCUUGCUCUAUGUUAGUAGGGAAGACCAAACACGAAAGCGAGUGCGGAAAAAAAAAGAGCCGGGGGAGGAGAAAGAAAAGGGCCGGGGAGAGGUUUUCCGUCUUGUCUCUCCGCAGCCAUCGCACGUUUUUAUGGAGGAAGAGUGAAAAUUGCGGGAAAAUUAGGCUCGGCUCCUGUGUGUUUAGCCUGCAUAGCAGGCGUCAAAAGGAGGCAGAGGAAGGAGAGAAAGGACAGAGAAUUGGAAAGAUGAGGUAUCGACUUUUUUCUUCCCGUGUCUUUUCCCAGGCCUUUUUACCAAGUUUUUGGGCUCUUGCUUGAUCUCGGUAGAAAACUGGGAGCGAUUUUCUGAAGCGCGCGAAGUCAAAAACCUUAUUAUGACGUCACAUUAUUACUUUAGUCAUUGUGUUUGCAUGAGCAAGACGUGCUCUUAUCGCCGGAACAAAAAGAUUUGUUCUGCUAGCUCAUAUCAGAAAUAUUUCGCUGCAUGGACUUAACUCAUUGCAGCACACGUUGGAUCCUUAGCAACACUUUCUCAACAGAAGGUAAAACAGCUAUAAUAAUUCUUAAAAAGAAGUUUUCAUUUCUGAUCUCACCGAAAAACGCGUAUGUAGUAAAACAAGCAGACGUUUAAGGUUAUUAAACGGGGCACUAUUUUAGAAGCAUUUUCUUCAUUUCGGUUUUCCUUAUAGGUACAAGUAGAAACGAUUAAAGUAAAAUCGCAUAAUUGAAACUCGCUACCUGUGCAUAACGAUCAUGGUUUCUUUCUUCUCUAAAGCCUGGUUUCUAUGCGAUCGUCCGGAUCUUCCGACUGGGACGAUCGGGACGAUCAUAUGGAAACCAGGCUUGAUACAAACAAACUUUGGUCUUUAUAGUAAUACACUGCGAACAGCAAGACCGGAAACUACAGCUAUAANGACUUUUUUCUUCCCGUGUCUUUUCCCAGGCCUUUUUACCAAGUUUUUGGGCUCUUGCUUGAUCUCGGUAGAAAACUGGGAGCGAUUUUCUGAAGCGCGCGAAGUCAAAAACCUUAUUAUGACGUCACAUUAUUACUUUAGUCAUUGUGUUUGCAUGAGCAAGACGUGCUCUUAUCGCCGGAACAAAAAGAUUUGUUCUGCUAGCUCAUAUCAGAAAUAUUUCGCUGCAUGGACUUAACUCAUUGCAGCACACGUUGGAUCCUUAGCAACACUUUCUCAACAGAAGGUAAAACAGCUAUAAUAAUUCUUAAAAAGAAGUUUUCAUUUCUGAUCUCACCGAAAAACGCGUAUGUAGUAAAACAAGCAGACGUUUAAGGUUAUUAAACGGGGCACUAUUUUAGAAGCAUUUUCUUCAUUUCGGUUUUCCUUAUAGGUACAAGUAGAAACGAUUAAAGUAAAAUCGCAUAAUUGAAACUCGCUACCUGUGCAUAACGAUCAUGGUUUCUUUCUUCUCUAAAGCCUGGUUUCUAUGCGAUCGUCCGGAUCUUCCGACUGGGACGAUCGGGACGAUCAUAUGGAAACCAGGCUUGAUACAAACAAACUUUGGUCUUUAUAGUAAUACACUGCGAACAGCAAGACCGGAAACUACAGCUAUAAAGAAAUACUGUGCGCGCGCUCUGCAAGAACUUUUGCACAUAGCUCGCUACAACCGUUGUCUACUCCAAUUUAAUCUUUUAGUUACAUUUCCACGAAAGAAAGGCGUUGUUGUUUUUUUUCUUUUUAUACUGAAAGAACAAGCUACGGGCAUCUCCGACUUCUUGUAUUUAUCACGAUGUUGCUUCGUACCAACAUGGAAAGAAAAAGACUGGUCUUUUUGUUAUCCAUUGAACAUCCAUCGGAUCCAUAAAGGCUAAAAACUUUUACCUUACGUUAUUAAAAACUGAUUCUUUGGAUAAUGCAAUUCUAGAGCUCUGAUUGGCUUAGCCAUCAUGGUAUAUGUAUAGGUAAUAGCAUGAUUUGUAAUGAUAUUUGGCAUAAAUACCGCGAGUGAUAUUUCGAAAUUGUUAUACGUAAUUUGAAACAAUUUUGAAAUAUCACGAGUGGUAUUUAUGCCAAAUAUCACGCGCAAAUCAUGAUAUUAUUUGUUUAUACUACUACACGCUAAGGUUUUGUAGUUUUCACAUGUAUAGGUAUGCUCUAAGCCAAUCAAAUUGCAGAAAGUACUAGUAUAACUAAUUGUAUUCCUAUUGUACUCUUUGUCUUCAAUCAGAAUGGUUAUAGAAAUCAUACAUAAGGAAGCUACAUUGUAGUUUAUAGUAGUCAGUUUUCGAUAACAUCGCAACAUUCAUCGCAUUGCUGAGCUAACUACGCUUCCGAUUGCACCAAUGAUUACCUUUCGUCGUUUACGCUAAUGUUAUUGCCCGUUUUAAAAAAGUACCCAGCCAGUCAACGCUAUUGUAGCCAAAGUCCAGUUUUGUCUUAUCUUCUACUAGUUCUUUCGUCGACACAACACUAUUCUCUGAUAAAGACGAAAACCGUUGAUUUGCCUCGUCUCCAACGCUCAGCACUUGUGCAGAUACGACAUCUGAUAGGACGCAGAACAGCCCACAUCUUUUCGAGAAGACGAGAGUAUAGACCCCAGUAGUGUGGUCAGUUUCGUGGGGUGGGUGGCUAGUGAAGGGUUUGUCGUCAAUUUGAGUCAGUCUUGUCUUAUUACCGUGACGAAAGAAGAGAGAAAAAACUCACACACAAGUCAUACAUCUCUGCAACGAAAUCCAGUGGCGGAUCCAGGGGAGGGGCCCAGGGAGCCCAAUCAGUACUGAUAGUAUUGCUACAAGUGCGACAGAACAGGCCUCGCCAGCUGCGACCGUUGGGUGUGGCCUGGGAUCGUCUGCAGUUCGAAUGUCUGCUGGCCUGUAUUUGUUGAUGUUGUUUGCUGCCUCCUCAGCUAUUUUUAUACAUGAGUUUUGA
Messenger RNA from Porites evermanni, 7029 nucleotides. The record is from the annotation of a GenBank genome assembly. Lineage: Eukaryota; Metazoa; Cnidaria; Anthozoa; Scleractinia; Poritidae.